Messenger RNA from Linnemannia hyalina, 2223 nucleotides. The record is from the annotation of a GenBank genome assembly. NCBI's taxonomy places the organism in Eukaryota, Fungi, Mortierellomycota, Mortierellomycetes, Mortierellales, Mortierellaceae.
AUGACAUCAACAACGGACCCCAGCAUCACUACCCAUGCUGCCAUCACCAUCCCAGAAGACUCAUCCAAGACCCUACCAGUCGCUGUGACAGACACCAACAUCAACACCAAGCCAUCAUCAUCACCUGAGGAUGUCAACCCACAGUUCCGACCUUCCCCCAACGCCGACGAGGACUUUGAGGAUAUCACCAUCUUCCAGGCGGCUCAGAUGGGCAAGGUAGCCAUUGUGGCGAAACUGAUCGAAAAGGACCCAGCCGUUGUCAAGAGCAGGGAUUUCCAGGAUGUCACGGCGUUGCAUUGGGCGGCUAUCAACAACCAGAUCCCUGUUGCAAAGUACCUGAUGGAUAAUGGUGCUGAGGUCGACGCCAUCGGUGGAGAGCUCGUCGCAACACCAUUACAUUGGUGCACAAGGUACCAACCAGGAUUAUCUAAAGUCGAACGGGAAAAAACAGAGUUUGGAUUCUAUGGGAACGGACACAUGAAUAUGGCCAAGUUGUUGAUGAAACGCGGAGCCAACCCGAUGUUGCAGGAUUCUCAGGGAUUCAACGCUCUUCACCUCGGAACACAUUCGUCCAAUGCCAUGUUGGUGUUGUUCUUGAUGAUGGCCGGCGAGAUGGAUGUGGACGUUGCAGACACACUCGGACACACCAGUUUGAUGUGGGCGGCUUACCAGGGGGACAGUCUCAGUGUCGACAUCUUGUUGAGGCAGGGCGCUCGUGUUGACACCACGGACCGGGAAGGGUUCACGCCCUUGCACUGGGCUGUCGUCAAGGGCAACCGAGAGUGCCUAUCCAAGAUUCUUAAGGCAGGAGCUGAUGUCAAGGCAGCCGACAAAACUGGAAAGACGCCUGUGGACAUGAUCAAGGAGCUCAAAGGAAAUGUCAUCUGGGAGAAGGCAUUGAGUGAUGCCAAGCUGUCGUCGGACGGACAAACAAGAAGGACGCCCUUUGACAAGCUCAUGGUCCUCUUCCCAUGGUACAUUGCCUUGCCACUCGCCAUUGUACAGUUUCUGGCGGGACAUAUUGGAUCGGUCAAGUUUCUUUUGCGGACAAAGACGCCAAACGACAUGCUCCAGACGCCCUACUACACUGCAGUUUUCCAAUCGACUGCAUUCUGGGUUGGCUUUACCUGGCUCCGCCAUCUUGUCUAUAAUACGGCGCACUUGCUUUGGUUGAACAUUGCGUUCAUUAUCGGCUACGUCUCGGCUCUCUACUUUUUCUACAACGCUGUCAUGGCGGAUCCUGGAUGGACGAAACGAAACACCACAGUCGAAUCCCAGCGGGAAGCAGUCGUUCGAAUGGCGGACAGGAACCUCUUGGACGUGAAGCACUUUUGCGUCACUUGUGUUGCUCAGCGACCCAUGCGGUCAAAGCACUGCAAGUUUUGCAACUGUUGCGUCGCCAAAUUCGAUCACCACUGCCCCUGGAUUUACAACUGCAUUGGAGCCAAGAACCAUAGAGCUUUCAUGAUCUUUUUGGCCCUCUUCAUCAGCGUUGUCCCCGUCUAUGCUUAUCUGUCUUUUGAAUAUCUCGCGAUUACCUCGCCAGCGUAUGUUGCUGUCGCGUCGAACCCUUGUCUGCUUGGAGAUUCCUUGUGCAGCUACUUCCAGUAUGACGCCUUCACGACCACAUUGGCGUUCUGGUCCAUGUUUCAAGUGACUUGGCCAGGAUUGCUCUUUUUUGUUCAACUCUUCCAAGUCGGACAGUCCAAGACCACGAACGAGGCGAUGAACUUCCAGCGCCAGACAUACUCAGGUAAGGCGAUGAACAUUCGCCAACGGAUCCUGAGGUCACUGACGGAGAUCGAUUCCGAGAUCGCCGGUGCUGGGCACCCACUUCAAGAAGAGAGCAUUAACCUAUUGGAGGCUGGCGCAGGAGCAGCAGGCGAGGAGGAGGAUGAGGCCUUGUUUGCACGGGAGGAAGAGUCCAAGCCUGUUGGGUUUGGCGAUCAUUCACACCACGGACAUAGCCACGGACAUGAAGGUCAUGGUCAUGGGCCUCGUGGAGGAGGAGGUAUGUGGAACCUGAUUGUGGGAACCGCACGAGGAAGGCGUCAGAACCAUGGCGAUGAUGAAGCGAGCAAUCCGUUUGAUUUCGGACUGUGGCAGAACUGCCUGGGCUUCUGGUCGGAUAAUAGACAGGGACCGUUGCGGGGCGUCAACUGGUAUACGUUCUAUGAAGCGGAGCCAUCGCGGGCGCAUCACCCUACCUCCAGACGCAUGUAA